AUGAAUGGGACACACAUGGACGACACGACUCGCUACAAGAUUCUACAGUAUCAUGACGGAACUCGAUUCACACUUGCUCUGGGCGAGUCGCCAUCCAAGGACGGCUUCCACCCACCCGCCAAAAACUUAUUCAAAAUGAGGUGGAAUUGUACCCUGGAGAGAAGGGCAAGGCAACAAGCUGUAGGUUGUCCUAAAACCGUACAGGGAGCGCCGAAAAAUGGAAAGAAUAUCUACCACGGCCGUUUAACAGAAGAUUCUAAAAUAGGAAAGUACAACUUCUUGAGCGAUGCAGUGGACGAGUGGCUCAAGCUAUCGGAUAAACGUCCCAUGGGAGGCAAUGCAACCUUCAUUGACCCACAGUUGUACAGUUUCGCCAACAUGGUCUAUCAAAAGAUUUACGAAGUCGGCUGCCAUUAUGAACAGUGUGGAAGUGGUAGCAGAGCCAACGCUACCCUUCUUUGCAUCUACAACACCAAAGUUCCAAUGCGCGCAAAGCUGUACGAAAUAGGAGUUAGAGACAACAGUGCGAACCACACUAACGCGGGCUGUGCCAGAGAUGAUCGAGUGUGCCAACAUCUUCGCACACCUAGACCGGAACCAGUCGAAUGUGAUAAUCUUCUCUGCAAGUUGCCUUACAAGGUUCAGAAAGGAUUCCUGUGA
Molecule: messenger RNA, 660 nt
Organism: Cooperia oncophora
Lineage: Eukaryota; Metazoa; Nematoda; Chromadorea; Rhabditida; Trichostrongylidae
Source: the annotation of a GenBank genome assembly